UUUAUUUUUUACAGAUAUAAAUUUGAAGAUAAAAAAAUACGCAAUUAUCACUGGAAGGGAAGAUUCCUUUCGUUUCCUCUGCACGGCUGGAUGCUCAUGAUUUCUCUCUUAACAUUUGACUGUUGUUAUGAUUCUCAAAUAAAAAUCUCUUCCUCGCUUUCGCCUGUCUACGUUGCACGUAAUGAAAGCAUAGAGAAAGGUGUUACGGUGAUAAUAAAAUUGUUUAUUCCUAGACUGGACGAUGCUACUAAUCAAUUUGUAGGUAAAAUAAAUAAAUAUUCAUCAGGGAGCAUUCGUAAUAAUGAAUUACAUCUACACGCAACCAUCAUCUCCAACACAGAAAAUCACUGUGGGCGUUACAAUAAAAUGACAACAAGGAUUACAUACAAAAUUAACACGUAA
Cotesia congregata is the source of this 402-nucleotide messenger RNA. NCBI's taxonomy places the organism in Eukaryota, Metazoa, Arthropoda, Insecta, Hymenoptera, Braconidae. The record is from the annotation of a GenBank genome assembly.